Molecule: messenger RNA, 4688 nt
Organism: Paramecium primaurelia
Lineage: Eukaryota; Ciliophora; Oligohymenophorea; Peniculida; Parameciidae
Source: the annotation of a GenBank genome assembly
AUGUUAAAUUCUAAUACUCAUAAAUAAAGAAAAAGAUUUCAAGAGAGCAGGUCUCGCUACCUGAAUUAAGCCAAGCCAGAUGAAAGUGUUUCAUCAAAUACAGACUUAGAAUCUUAACAAACAGAUAUUAGAGUAAGAUUGGAAAGACCUUCAAAAAAAAAAGUGUCUGUGAAGAUUCGAAACUUAGACAUCGAUAGUGACAUUAUCAAAGAGGAGGAUAGUGAAGACUAUAUUAGUGAAAAAUAAUCUUAAGAAAAUAUUAAUCACCAAGAAUCUAAUGCUGUUCUGAAUUUUAUUCUUGAAGAAGAAAUAGAUAGUCCGUUUAAAAGUAGAAAUAAUUAAAACAAAGAAAUUCUUUGGAAUUCUAGUAACUAAGAAUAUAGUCAAUAAGUGGAAGCGUAAUUAUUUAAUACACCAAAAUAACAUUAAAAAGUAGACUCACCAUAGAUUGAAAGUGCAAUUAAAUCUUAUAAAAAUCUUAAUACUAUAAAAAGUAUCUACUCUCCAGUGUAAGGAACUCGAAAGCACAAAUUCAGUGACAAUACAAUUUAUUAACACUUCAAUUUUUUUUAGAGAUUAUUCCUUUAUCAUAUUUUUUGUUACAUGAAAUAAAUGAAACAAAUUAUUGAGUCAUCUACUUAAAAAAUCAGUGUAGCACAUUUACCUAAACAAGCCUACGAAGAUUCAAUAUAAUAUAAUUUAACAAAAGUAUAUUAAUAGAUAAAAAAUAAUGUAAAAAAAUUUUAAAUUAUUUAGGAUGUUUUUAAUUUUAAUAAUAGAGCUCUCUUUAAAUUGUUUUUCUGGUAGGAUAAUAAGUAUGUCACAAUUAUUAUAAUAAUACUUGCUAUGUUUGAGACUUAUUCAAGGUUCAUUAUGGCGAUUUUAACAGAAACAUUAAUUUCAGCAGUAACAGAAAAUGAUAUGAGAAGUGCAUAUUUAUAGGCUACAGCUUUAGCAAUUCUUUCAUUACUUGCUUUGAUGAGUAAACAUUAACAAUAGUAUAAAAUUUAAUCAUUAUUUAGAUAUUUGAUAAGUAACUUUGCUACUAAAAUUAGGAUGAUUUUUAUUAAUUUAAUUUAUGAUAGAGUGAUUGAAUUAAAUUCAACUUAAAUAUCAAUGUUAAAUGUAGGAAAAAUAAUGAAUCUUGUUAGUAGUGAUUUAAAUGUGAUAGAAUAUUAAUUAGCAUUUAUAUAUUAAGUAGCUGUUAUACCAGGAUCAUUAUUAUUUACAUCAAUUAUUUUAUGGGUAUGUAAUAUGUAAAUUUUAGUUAAGAUUUGAUGGUCCUUUAGGAUUAGUUGCUAUUUUAUUUUGUGCCAUUUUAUAUCCUUUAUAAAUAUUGAUUUAAAAUAUUAAUAAGAAAUUAUUGCAUCAAACUCGAAAAUUGUAAGAUCAACGAAUAUAAGUAUGAUUUAAAUCAUAUAAAUUAGUAAACAAAUACUGUUAUUGAGGGAAUUAAAUAUAUUAAAAUGUAUGUAUGGGAAAAGAUAUUUGAAAAUAAGAUUAAUGUAAUAAGAAGGAAAGAGUUUUUCUAUUAUUUAAAUAUACAUAUUUUAAAUUUAUUAGAUCGUUCUUUUAACUUUAGUGUUCAUAUUUGGGGAUCUUUUUGUUUCAUUUUAAUAUUGUAUGCCAGCAAUACUCAUUUAACUAUUUCAACUAUUAUGGGAACUAUCUAACUCAUGUCAAUGAUUAAAUAUUAUUGCAUAUUUCAAGUGUCUUAUGCAUUUUAAGCUAUUAUGAAUUUUAGUGUAAUAUUUUCAAGAGUCUCUGAAAUACUUAAAUAAUAAUCCAAUAACUUUACAACAACUGAACAAUUUAGAACUACUUUUACUACAUAUGAUGUCUAAAAUUAACCUAUGCAAUAAUUAUUAAAUGAUAGAAGUAGAGGACUCAAUCGUAAAGGUAGUCUAAGUUUAUAGUCUACAGCUCUUGUUACUAUUAAUCAAUAUUAUGGGAAAUGGUCAAAAGAUGGUCCUUCUGUUAUUAGUUCAAUUAACUUAGAUAUCAAAUCUGGUGAAAUUAUGGGAAUAAUAGGAAAAGUAGGAGCAGGUAAAUCAACACUUUUAACAGCUAUACUAUAAGAAUUACCAUAUUAUGAAGGAAGUGUUAUUUAUUAAAAAAAGUUAAAACUUGCUUAUGUUGAAUAAGAUCCUUUUAUUUAUACAGGAUCUAUAAAAGAGAAUAUUUUAUUUGGAAAAGAUUAUGAUUAAGUACUCUAUCUGAAAGUAUUGGAAGUGAGUUGUUUAGAUUAAGAUAUAUUAUCUUUUAGGCAAGGGGAUAAAACAGAAAUUGGUGAAAAAGGAGCUAAUCUAUCAGGUGGUUAAAAGGCAAGAUUAAGUUUAGCAAGAGCAUUAUAUUCAUAAGCAGAUUUAUAUUUAUUUGAUGAUCCUCUAUCAGCAGUAGAUUCAAAAGUUGCUGGAAAAAUCUUUGAAAAUGCAAUUAAAGAAUUUAUCUUUAAAUUUCAACCUAAUUAUAGGCCUACUUUAAUAAAAACUCAUUAGGCAUUCAUAUAACAAACUCCAUCUGUUAUUUUAGCUACACAUCAAAUCUCUUAUGCAUUAGAAUGUGAUUAUAUAGUUAUAAUUGAUGGAGGUAUGAUUACUCAUUAGGGUUAAAAGAAUAAGAUGAAAAAACAUGUCUUAGAAAUCUCAAGUACUCAUACAAGUAAUAGUAAUAUUGAAAAUCCUGUUAGAUCAUUAAAAAUAAAAAGACCUAGUAAAUUAAUUAGUAAGAUAGUCAAUUAGAUAUAAAAAUCAAGUAAAGAUGAAACUUAAGCUUUAUAUAUUAAUGAAGAUUAAAAUUAAUCUGAUGCUUCAUUAGAAACUUAUAAAAGAUAUUUUAGUUAUUGGAAACCAUUCUUUUUAAUAUUUAUAAUUUUAUGUCAAAAUAUUGCUAGUGAAAUAAUUAAUAAUUAUUAUUAUAAAGAAAUGGCUACUUUUAAUGAAGAAAAAUAAUAGGAUAAUGAUUAGAUAUUUUACAAUGCAGCAAUAUUGGUACUAGCAGCAUAUUUCAAUAAUAUCAUAAAAUAUUUUUUAAAUAUAUAUGGUGUUCUUACUUCAAAUAAUAAUAUUCAUAAUAAAAUGUUAUCAAAUUUAAUUUUAUCUCCAAUUACAUAUUUUGACACAAACCCUUCUGGAAGAUUGAUUAAUCGUUUUUCAACUGAUUUAUCUUUAGCAGAUACUUAAAUAUAAUAAACUAUUACUGAUAUAUUUGAAUAAGGAUCCUAAUUUUUAGUAUCUCUUGUUACUAUAGCUAUAUUAUAACCAUAUUUUACAUUUGCUGCUUUAUUCACAGUUAUAAGUACAAUUAUAAUUUUCAGAAUCACAAGAUCAGUUGUCUCUUAAUUAAAGAUAUGUGAUUUAAUAUAAAGAUCUCCUUUAUUUGAUUAAUUUAAAAUUACUAUUAAUGGAGUGACAUAAAUAAGGAUUAAUGAAAAUUAGUAAUGGAUAAGAGAUAAAUUUAUAAAAUUAUCUAAUUAAUCUAUGUAAGCUAAUUUAAUAUUUUUGUAUUCACAAAGAUGUUUUGGAUUUUAUAUUGAUUUAUUUGGGUAGUUUGCAAACAUAUCUGGUAUCUUUUUGAUUAUAGGUAUGGUAUCAGACCCUACCAUUUUCUCAUAAGCACUAUUACUACUUUCAACUUUCAAUACUUAAGCAGGUACAUUAAGGUAGUUUAUGGCAUUUGAUUCAAUGAUGAAUAGUGUUAAUAGAAUGUUUGAAAUAUGUGAUUUGGAAAUAGAAAAAGAAGAAUCAGAAGGGGAAUUAAAAAUUAAGAAUUGGCCAAAGUUAGGUUCCAUAGUUUAUUCAAAUGUUACAAUGUAAUAUAGAGAAAACACUCCUUUAGUAUUAAAGGGAUUGAAUUUUGAAAUAAAGGAUAAAGAAAAAGUUGGAGUUGUUGGUAGAACUGGUGCUGGUAAAUCAUCUGUCAUUGCAAGUCUUUUUAGAUUAAGUUCUAUUUAAAAUAGUGGGUAUUUUAUAUGUAAUAUAUUUAUUAGUGUAAUUUCAAUAGAUGAUUAAGAUAUUCGUAAAAUUAAUUUAUAUAAGUUAAGAAGAGAAAUCAGUAUUAUUCCUUAAAUUCCUUUUCUUUUCAAAGGGACAUUGAGAGAGAACUUAGAUCCUUUUUAAAUUUUUGAUGAUAAAACCUUAUUAAAUGUUUUAUCAGAUACAGGUUUGGAAGGUUUUAUUUAAUAAUUACCAAAUGGUUUGGAACAUUAAAUAGAGCCAGAAUUCUUUUCUAUUGGCUAGAAAUAGUUAAUAUGUUUAAGUAGAGUUCUGUUAAAUAAGAAAAAGAUAUUGAUUUUAGAUGAAGCGACUGCAAAUGUUGACAUGAUAACUGACUGUUUAAUUUAAUAAAUCAUCAAAGAAAAAUUUAAUGAUUGCACUAUAUUCACUAUUGCACAUAGAUUGAAUACAAUAGCAGAAUAUGAUAAAGUUCUUGUUUUAGAAGAUGGCAAAGUAUUAGAGGAAGGACAUCCAUAUGAAUUAUUAGUCCAAAAUCCAAAGAUUUCAACAUACAUAAAUAGUGACUCUGCAUUUUCUAAGAUGGUGCUUUAGACAGGCUAUAAGAAUAGUAGCUAAAUAUAUGCAAUGGCAAGAAAAAGCUAUCAAUAGAAAUAUGUAAUUUAGAGUAAAAGUAAUUGUAAUAGUAAAAUUUUGGAUGUAUCUCUUAGUAGUAUUAAUGAAUUUAACAUUUGA